AUGGCAGCGGGACUUCCAGACGACCUCGUGCUCGAAUACGACAUGCUGCAGCUCGUGGACGGCGACGACGUCUCGAACAGCUUCAUGGACACACCAGCGUCCCCCGCGGCCUCGUCGAACGUCGAGGAUCUGCUAUCCAACUGCUCAGUGGGCGUGAGCAUCUCUACGUCAGCUGCAGACGCUGCUGCGGCCUCUAGCGCCUCCUGCGCGUCGUCUGCAUGCGCCUCAGGUGGCGCCGGCUGCUCGUCCGCCACUGCCACGAAAUCCCCAGAAGCAGAGACCAACACUCAUGACGAGUUUGCCGAGUUCCUAUUGGACGGUGAGCAAUUUCUGCGCGACAUGGAGAAGGUAGUAAAAUUAGACUUGGACGAGAAUCAGAAGAAUCAGACCGCACUCGAGCAGAGUGAUGGUGCCAUCGACCUGGACGCCUUCACGGACCUGGACAUGCUGCCUUCGCCCUGUCCGAGCGCGCCCAGCACGUGUCCCAGCACAAUGGACGGGUCUCCAUGCAGGACGGACGUGGACGAGUUCGAUGUCGAGUGUCCGUUGUUGACCGAGGAGCAGAAGGAAGAGGAAGCGGCCAAGAAGUAUCAUGAGGCGUUGAUGGGCCACAUUCUGCCUCCCAUGUCUCCUCCCAGACUUCCACACACAAAUUCAACGCUGUCAACGUCGUCUGAGACGUCUUCGCUUGGCCACACGACGGACGGGAGUGUGACGGCGUCGCCGUUGCCUUCAAUGCCUGAGGAAACAGUGAAGGAGCCUGAACACUUGGAAACUCAUGACGAAGAGGACGAGGAGAUGGAGGAAGAAGCCAUGGAAGACGAGAUGGAUUUGCUGGAGAAAGAAGCCAAGUAUUUGGACGCACAGAGGGAUUUCCUGCAGUCUCGUGCCAAGUCCAGUCGUCCUCAAAGGAAGAGUAUUAAGCAGCGUCGUCCACGUGAUACAGAGCAGACGAAACAGCUGGCAAAGAGUCAGGAGGACAACCAGCUCCUGAACGACUUGGUUGCACAACAGAAGGUUUAUCAGGAUAACUUCAAGGCCAUGCUCGCAUUCGCUCCUGUGAACGAUGUGCGUAUGGCUUUGAUGACCCCCAUGGAGUCGUACAUUCGUCUUGGCAAGGACUUUAACGAGCGGAGAAAAACAAUUCUGUCUCUUCGUGAGGAGAAACUCGACAUGACGUACAAGUUCAUUGAGCAGAAGGCUGCGGGUCUGGAUAUCAACCAGCCGUACCAGUACUCCGAUAUGUUCGAGAAGUUCGGCAAGCACUACUGCGUCAACUUCGCCAUUUCCAAGUACGAUGGCGUGAGUGUCUUCCAGGUUGGACGCGCCAUCUACGAACAGAUUGCAGGCAAGGACGAGGCACUAAACAACGCGAUGGGAUCCACUACCAUCCGCGAGUCGUUUGAUACCAUCAAAUGUAACUUCAUGCACCAGCGCAUUGUGUCAAGUAUGAACUGGGAAAAUGAGGGCGAAGAUGCCGAAAAGAUGCCAGACAUGGAGUCAAACGCCAUUUUCUAUUGCCGGUUUGGAGACAACUCCGCAGUCUUAGCUACAGAUUACAUCGAUCAGGAUGAUCUCCACCCAUACGACACAUCAAAUCGCAUCCGUAAGGAUGUUUCUAGCGGCGUGGUGCUGUCUGGCCACACGGAUGCUGACGGCAAGAAGUUUGUCGUGAUGAAGCGUUAUUUGAUGGCCAAGUACCACAUGUACCCGCACAAGGUGUCGCAAGAACAACAAGAUCGUUUCUUCGCCAGUAUGCCCAAGUGCCACGACACAAUGAAGACGCUCAUCGUCGACCGGCUCCAGCGCAAUGAGACGGGCUGUCCGUGUGCUGGUGAGGACUGA
This is a messenger RNA of Phytophthora nicotianae INRA-310, 1845 nucleotides long. RefSeq lists its product as hypothetical. The transcript is spliced from 3 exons. NCBI's taxonomy places the organism in Eukaryota, Oomycota, Peronosporomycetes, Peronosporales, Peronosporaceae. The record is from RefSeq and is a predicted model, not a curated record. The coding region runs from base 1 to 1845 and encodes 614 amino acids.